This is a messenger RNA of Drosophila subobscura, 1625 nucleotides long. Its product is annotated as Golgi-associated plant pathogenesis-related protein 1-like. Gene Ontology annotation, cellular component: extracellular region. The record is from RefSeq and is a predicted model, not a curated record. Lineage: Eukaryota; Metazoa; Arthropoda; Insecta; Diptera; Drosophilidae. The transcript is spliced from 4 exons. The coding region runs from base 960 to 1523 and encodes 187 amino acids.
GUUCACCAUUGUGUGGCUGGAGAUAUGCCAUUGCCAUUUGAAUGCCACACUCCCUGACACCCAGCGUUGACACUUUUUGGUGACUCUGUUGCUUUCAUUCCGCGCACAGUUGAGCUUGCCUUUGUAGUACCUAAAUUGGAUUGUGGACCGACCAAAAACUAAAUAAAACACACAAAAUUAAAAAAUGAAUUGCCCUGGCAGUGACAGAGGCAGGCCUCUGUGUUGCUGCUGCUGAUGAUGGUGCUGGUUUCCCCUGGAACUGAUAGUGGGAAUAUGUUCAUACAUGGAAUGAGGAGGGGGGAGGAGGGAGAUAUUUAAGCGCGCGCCUAUCAAACACUGACGCCUCCGCCACACAAUAAAUCUUUGUCAAGGGCCCAAAUUGACAUUUUACAACCAAAAAAGCCAAAGCCAAAGCCGAAGCGGAGCACAAAGUACUUACUUUGCAGUUGUUGUUCGUGUCGCCGCUGCCACGCUGAUAUUGUUGUCAGCAAUGAUGGCCCAAAGCAUCAGCCACAUGCGUUGCGGCGACUGGGCCACACACGGGGAGUAUCCGGGAAACAAGUGGGCCGAUAUCUAGCCCGAUGUUACCCCCAACAUUCAAACAAUUUAAUAUCUCAUGUGGGAUGGCGGAGGCGUGCCCGCUGUCGCUGACGAUCCCCACUCAUCACAUUAUCCUUUGUCCUGGUCGCGGCUGCCCAUGGCCCUAUAUUGAAGUCAUCUGUAUGGCCCGUGUCCUUAAUGCUAGAAUGCAUUAAGCCUUCAUAAAGCUGUUAACAACAAGGGGAAACUGCUGGAAAUAAAGAGUCUAUUCCUGAUGCAAAACAGAGAGAAAAACAGAGAGACUAAUGUACACAUCUGCCUAAUUAAUAUAGCCCUGAGAAUUCUGUCUGUCCUACCAUAAAUCUUUAGUUCAAUUUUUCCCAAUUUAAAUUUUCAAUUCCCCAAAAAAACGUGUAAUAAUGCAGGUCCAUUCUAUAUCUAUUCUGAUGGUCUUAGCAUUUUCUGGGUUGCAGUUUGUCCAGGUUCAUGCUGGUUUUGCUGAGGAUUCACUCAAAAUGCAUAACGAGUAUAGGGCAAAGCACGGUUGCCCAGCGCUUACAUUGGACCAGGAACUAAGCGCCGGUUGCGAGUCCUAUGCCAAGAUAUUGGCCGAAAAGGGUUCAUUGGAGCACUCGAAAGAAAAGGGGUUUGGUGAGAACUUAUGCUACACCAGCGAUGACGCGACUAGCUGUGUAAAGAUGUGGUACGAUGAAAUAUCCCUAUACGAUUACAAUAAGCCAGGUUUCUCCAUGGAAACCGGGCACUUCACGGCCCUUGUUUGGAAGGCCUCCACCAAACUGGGCAUUGGUAAGGAAACCAAAUCUGGUGUCAAUUACGUUGUGGCACGCUACCAGCCCUCUCCCAAUGUACUGGGAGAAUUCGAACAAAAUGUUCCCAGAAGCAACAAUGGUGUUUUCCAUUCAGUGUCAUUUGGCUUUGUGGUUGUUGCUGCAGUUUGGCAUCUCAUUGAAUUGAUUGCUUGAAGCAAAGCUGCGAUUGUGAUUGGUGGUGCAUUUUUAUUUUCCAAAUUCAUGUACAAAAUUCCUGUAGCAUAAACGAUGAAGUGACUUUUCAUGGGAAGCAAA